Molecule: messenger RNA, 993 nt
Organism: Entamoeba dispar SAW760
Lineage: Eukaryota; Evosea; Mastigamoebida; Endamoebidae
Exons: 2
Coding region: 1-993 (330 amino acids)
Source: RefSeq, a predicted model, not a curated record
AUGAACGAAUCCUUUGAACAAUACUUAAAUGGUAAUUCAGCUAUUUGUUUUGCAACAUUUAGAAGAGAUCUUCGGUCUAAUUCAAUAGGGAAAAAUAAAAGUUCCAGUUUAAGUGGAGAUUUAUCAUAUCCAGUACAUUCGAUUGGACGUUCUUCAUCAUUUUCAAAAGCACAUUAUUUGACAGAAAAUGAAUCAGAAGUUCAUUUUUUAUCUCCAAGACAAAGUAAUACUCCAAUACAAAUAACAAAAGAUGAUUUGAGAUCAACUAAAAAAAAUAAAAAAUUUUUAGUCCCUACUCUUUCUAUUCCUAUCAAUACAAACAAUAGAAAUCAACAAUCUCAUUCUCCUCGUUCAUUAUUUUCACCUAUUUCUAUUCUUUCUCCAAAGACAUUGUUUAGUCCAAGAACUCCUAAAAGUUUAAGAUCAUCAGGAACUAGUUCUCCAAUAGAAUUAUCUGAAGGUCUUUCUUUUGAAGAAAAAGCAGAAUUUUUUGUUAAUGAACUUGGAUUUAAUGACUUUAAAAUUAUUUAUGAUAGUUGUAUUGAAGAUUUAGAUACUAGAACAUUUAAUGAAUAUGUAUUAUAUCAACCAAAUAUUAUUAUUAUUCUUAUUAUUGAUGAUUGUCAAUUUGGGGUAUAUCAAAACCAACCAUUAAUAAACAAUAAAUAUACAUCUUUUAUUAAUGACUCUGACAAUUGUAUCAUUUUUUCAUUUAAAGCUAAUAAAAAAGAACCAAUUAUAAUAACACGAAAAAACCUUGAAACUAAAACUAUUACAACAUAUCCAAAUACUGAAAAACAAUUCAUUUUUACCAUGUACUCUGCAUUUUGGUUAACAACAGAUGGUAAAGUUACUUUUCAUCAAAUGAUUAGAAAGUCAUAUUCAAUUCAACCACAAGUUUUAAAUCCUUUUCAUGAAAAGACUUUAUCAGAAAAAAGUAAUUGCAAUAGAUUAAUUGUUUUAAAAUUACUUGAAGAAGAAAAAUAUUUGUAA